This is a messenger RNA of Drosophila eugracilis, 1349 nucleotides long. RefSeq names its product serine protease inhibitor 42Dd. The record is from RefSeq and is a predicted model, not a curated record. Gene Ontology annotation, molecular function: serine-type endopeptidase inhibitor activity. NCBI's taxonomy places the organism in Eukaryota, Metazoa, Arthropoda, Insecta, Diptera, Drosophilidae. The transcript is spliced from 4 exons. Bases 12 to 1202 code for a protein of 396 amino acids.
UGGAUCUCAACAUGCCAAGCGAAUGGGUUUUCCUAAUCAUCAGCCUGAUCCCGAUGGCUUACGCGGGCACAACGGCGCCAUCGAUAAGCGCCAGCCCCAUUGUUUUUGCCCGGAAUCUCUUUCGGGCCCUCAACGAUGAGGCACAACCAGCGAAUAUAAUGGUUUCUCCAGCUGCUGCCCGUAGUGCCAUGACCUUGGUCUUCAUUGGAUCCGCAGGGAAAAGUGCCGAUGAACUGCGCUCCAAAUUGAUCCUGGGAGCGGCCAAUAAGUCGCAAAUCGCCAUCCAACAUGCCGAGGCCUGGAGUGCAGAGUGUUCCUGCGCCAGAAAUGGAGUGGGUAUGCGGUUGGUAACCCGUUUGUAUGUUAAUCAAGAAGAGAAAAUACGGCCGGACUUUAAUAACCGGGCCAUGGAGUUCUUCAAUGCCCAGGCACACUCUCUGAAUUACCUAAACCCCGAAGAUUCCAUCAAACAAGUCAACAAUUGGAUGGAAAAGCAAACAUUUUACACCGUAAGAAAUCUGGUUACCCCAGAGGUCUUCAAUGCCGAUUCCAGUGUUAUUCUGGUCAACUCUCUGUUCUUCCGUGCCAAAUGGGAAAAGAUAUUUCCUCAGCAACUUACCAAGCUCGGAGACUUUUGGAUUAAUCUCCGCCAGCGAAUGGAGAUACCCAUGAUGACACAGAUUGGCCUGUUUCGUUAUGGAGAGUCCAAGAAACUUAAGUCACAAAUUCUACAAUUACCUUUUGAGAAGUCCAACUUGACCAUGAUGAUCAUUCUGCCCACAGCUAUUGAUGGCUUGGCCAAAUUGGAGGAGAAACUGGAGCAUGUGGAUAUGAACGAAGUAGCUGCCAAAAGUCUGUUGACCGAAGUGGAUGUGACAGUUCCGAAAUUCAAAAUGGAAUGCGAUAUAGACUUAAAAUAUCCACUACAGAAGCUGGGAAUCAAUCGCAUUUUUGAGCCUGAUCAGGCGGACUUGAGUGGCCUUUUUGCCAAAAAGACACCACAAAGCAUUUCAGAGGCCAGGCACAAACUAUUUCUAAAUGUCACCGAAACAGGAUGCGAAACGGAACCAGAACCGGAUACUCAACCCGAAGAAGUCAAAAAGAAUCCCCAUCGCAAGGUCUUCAAGGUCGACCGUCCAUUCGUUUUCGCCAUUCGCAGCAAGAAAAACGUUUAUUUCGUUGGCCAUUUCAUUAGGCCCUAAUUGCGCGCGGAGUGUUGCAAAUAUUUUGAUGGCAAUGGCCCGCAGGCAAUCACGGCCAAAUGGCCAUAUCCCAAUGAACAUCAAAUUAUUGCCAAACAAAUGUACACAAUGCAUUCGAAAUACAAAAAAACAGCAGGCACAGGCAAA